GCCCCGCCGCCGCCAUCUUUAUUAGGGGCAGCCGGGCCUGGUGUCUGGAGAUGCCAAAGUCGUGCGCGGCCCGGCAGUGCUGCAACCGCUACAGCAAUCGCAGGAAGCAGCUCACCUUCCACCGGUUCCCGUUCAGCCGCCCAGAGCUGCUGAAGGAAUGGGUGCUGAACAUCGGCCGGGGCGACUUCGAGCCCAAGCAGCACACGGUCAUCUGCUCCGAGCACUUCCGGCCCGAGUGCUUCAGUGCCUUUGGGAACCGCAAGAACCUGAAGCACAACGCGGUGCCCACGGUGUUCGCCUUCCAGGGCCCCCCACAGCUGGUGAGGGAGAACACAGACCCUGCCGGCCCGAGUGGAGAUGCUGCCUCUGAGAAGGGAAAGGUCCUCCCUGAGACGGGGGCCGGGGAGGGUGGCCCAGGGAGGAAGGUGGACACGACGCUCGAAGCGCCGCAGCUGCCCCCGGACGCUGGAGGCCCCGGAGCACAGGUGAGGCCGGGCCAGGUGCGAAGGCAGCGCAUGGCUGGUCUCGGCUCGAGGGGAUUUGCUUCAAACAGAAGGAAGAAAAUGUGCCUGAACCAGAGCACCACGACGUGUAGCCUGGAUUCAGACCUCACCCGUGAACUUAGCUGCGACUGGGCAGCUCUGGGCUUCGGGAGGGCUUGGGGAAGUGCGUCCUGCCGCCCUGGCCGCUGCUUGUCUCUCACUGACCUCUGUCCUCAGGUCCCGCUACACAGACCGGAAGCCACUGGGGUCCCUGGUCAGCUGGCCAGCCCCACGCAGCCGUCCGAUCACAGCUAUGCCCUUUUGGACUUAGACGCUCUGAAAAAAAAACUCUUCCUGACGCUAAAGGAAAAUGAAAAGCUCCGCAGGCGCCUGAAGGCCCAGAGGAUGGUGAUGAGGAAGAUGUCCAGUCGCCUGCGUGCCUGUGGCGUGGGGCAGCCGGGACUCCAGGCCAGGCUGUGGCCGGGGCAGCGGAGCUGAGCCCGCCAGAUGGGCCUUCUCCGCGGAGCCGCCGGGAGGAGGGGCAGUGGUCUCGGGGCCCCCGUGGGCGGACCUUUCAGUCCUGCCCUGACAUUCGCUGGGCUCCACCUAUUGUGAACGGUAGUGGCCUCAGGCUGGGAGGGGCGGGGCCGUGAGCACAAGCUGGGCGAGCAUCCUUGGAACCAACAGCCCGAGGAGCCACCCUGGGCCAGUGUGGCUGACCCUCCCCAAAGGGGAGGAAACGCGUUUCCUUGAGGGGCAGCUGGGCCCAGGGGGGCCGUAGGGCGCUGGCACUCUCCAAGGCAGCGAGUGGCCCCCUGUCGCCUGGACGGCCGGCUCUCUAAGUGGCUGAGGCUGGCUUCUGUCCUGGGAGCGCCGCCUUGCCCCGCCAGGUGUGAGUGAGCAACGUAAUAAAGUGUCUUUCUACACCGCG
Lagenorhynchus albirostris (white-beaked dolphin) is the source of this 1413-nucleotide messenger RNA. It is a transcript of the gene THAP3, whose product is annotated as THAP domain containing 3. Bases 51 to 980 code for a protein of 309 amino acids. The record is from RefSeq and is a predicted model, not a curated record. NCBI's taxonomy places the organism in Eukaryota, Metazoa, Chordata, Mammalia, Artiodactyla, Delphinidae. The transcript is spliced from 4 exons.